Eremothecium gossypii ATCC 10895 is the source of this 3096-nucleotide messenger RNA. Its product is annotated as SAPS family protein. The transcript has a single exon. Gene Ontology annotation, cellular component: cytosol; nucleus. Bases 1 to 3096 code for a protein of 1031 amino acids. The record is from RefSeq and is marked provisional. Gene Ontology annotation, molecular function: protein phosphatase binding; protein phosphatase regulator activity. NCBI's taxonomy places the organism in Eukaryota, Fungi, Ascomycota, Saccharomycetes, Saccharomycetales, Saccharomycetaceae.
AUGUCGGGCUCUUUUUGGAAGUUUAGUCAGGAAUACUCGACGGAGUCGUCUUUGACCAAGCUGCUUAACCGCGCCUUUAUUCGCGUUGAGGAACGAAGCCGAGCAGAGACCGAGCAGGAAAAUGAGGCAAAGAGGUCCAAAGAAGAGAAACGGUUUGAUGUUAUCGAGUCGGAACACGAGGAGGAAGAAGAAGGCGAGGAAGGCGAGCAACGUGGCUCGCGGGCGCAGCGGCCGUUGGAAGGUGGGGAACUACCUGAAACCGAGUCGGAAUACAAGAAUUACAGGCCCAAUCUCGAGGUGCUCAACGAGCUAUUAGAUGACGAGGAGCUAUACACUGAGUUGAUGUGUUCUAACUUCAAGUUGAUGAUCUUUUUCAAGUAUCCCGCGGUGUUGGACGUUUUGGUAGACUAUGUGACGAACGAGCGUAUCUUGGAGGAAACGUUGGAUUUAAGCGAAGAGGAGGAUAAUGACGAUGAACACGUUGAUCUGGAACCACUUUUGGAGAGUACCGAGGACAAAGAAGCAGAGCAACUGCAUGGUGGUGAAGUAGCAGAGCUAGGGCAUGACGAGUCAGAUUCCAGUAACACUGGCACUCAACCACAAGAGACAGAUGAACAGGUACAGUCUAGGAGAGCAAGAAUGGCAGCAGAAAUACUUUCUGCCGAUGUAUGGCCUAUUUCUUCGGCAUUCAUUGAACAUGAUGAACUACUUUACAAAUUAUGGUCAAUCCUUGAUCAUCCUGCCCCCCUCUCGAUUGUGGCAUCGACCUACUUUAUGAAAAUUAAUGAAAGACUACUAGACAUGGAUAUAGCCUCAAUGAUUCGAUUUAUUUUGAACCAAGAUAAUUUGGUGGACAGGUAUUUGACUCAUAUAGAUAACCCCCCUUUGAUGGACUUCCUACUUAAAGUCAUUUCUACUGAUAAACCGGAUACCCCCACACAUGUAAUUGGUUUGUUAAAGUACCAAAAGUUGAUAUCGAAACUAUUGGACCACCUAUCACCGGAAUGGUCCUCAUCUGUGCAAUCCGCCGCAGGUGACUUUCUAAAAGCAUUAAUUACUAUAAGUGCAAACUCUAACAAUGAGAUCGCUUCUGCAAUUGGACCAAAUGAGUUAACUCGUGAGUUGGUAUCCCCUGCUAUGGCUUCAAAGUUAGGAGAUAUUAUGUUGAAUGGGGGUACUUCUUUGAGCAACGGCGUGGGCAUAGUUAUCGAACUGAUUAGAAAGAAUAAUUCUGAUUAUGAUUUCUUUCAGGUGAUGUACACAACUUUGAAGACUCAUCCACCAAAUGAUAGAGAUCCGGUAUAUUUGGGUCAUUUGGUGAAAAGUUUUGCCAAUAAGCUACCUGAGUUUAAUGCUAUGCUACUUGAUACAAAAUUACCUCCUCUUGAAACUCCUUUUGGAACAAUCGAACCAUUAGGUUUUGAAAGGUUUAAAAUUUGCGAGUUAAUUGCAGAAUUGUUGCAUUGCUCCAACAUGGGCUUGCUAAACGAGCCAAAAGGCGAGGAAAUAGUUAAUGAAAGGGAUAUUGACAGGGAAUGCGUGCUAAGGCUAGAAGGAUAUGGGAUUCCAAAGAAUUGCCAUGAUGAGGAAAGGUCCGUCUCUGUUUCUCCAAUAGAAGAAGAAGAUUUAGCUAAGAAGAUUAGAGAUUUGCAGCUGGUGACUGAUAAGAGACCUUCCAGCGAUAACAGUGUUGAGAGCCUUAAUUCAGAUUCUCAGCAGGCGACAACCCCUAUUCAUCAGCUGGGCACCGAAAUUCAUUCAGAGGAUUCAUCAGAUGCAGAGUUGUCAGAACAGGCAUUGCGGGAAAAGCCGGUGGUUGGUGACCAGCUCAAAAUUGCACUACAGGACAAUAAAAUUAUAACCACCAUUUUGGGGAUGUUCUUCAAGUAUCCGUGGAAUAAUUUCUUACACAAUGUUGUCUUCGACAUUGUACAGCAAAUUUUUAACGGUCCUUUGAAGACAGGAUAUAACAGGUUCCUCCUUGCUGAUUUGUUUGCAUCUGCUCACAUAACAGAGGCUAUAAUUGAAGGUGAUCGCAAAUGUCAUGAGUACGAGAGAGAAACUGGUCUUCGCCUAGGCUAUAUGGGCCACUUGACGCUGGUGGCCGAAGAAGUUGCCAAGUUCGCUUCCUACAUCGAUGAGAUGAAAAUUUCGUUUAGUAACCCCGUUAUAAGCGAAAGUUUAAAUGAUCAGCGGUGGAGGGAGUAUACAGAACUUGUCUUGGCUGAAACAAGGGGCAAAUAUAGCACGGUAUUGGGCGAUCUCGCUGAAGAAGAAGGCCGGAAUGUCGGAAAAGGGGCAAACGAGGAAGAUAACGCCCGGUACUACAAUAGCGAUGAGAUAUAUCAUGGUUCUUACGCGGAGCACGACGAUGAGAAUUAUGCGGAGUACAGCGAUGUUGACGGCAACCGUUAUUACGAGUAUGAAGAUGGGAGCGGCCACACCACUCGUAUCCACCUUAACCAAUUGGAUAACGACAAUAUUGACGACAUUGAGGAAGCCAGCAACGCAGACACGGAUAACAAGUUCCGGAAUUACAUGUCUCACCAGCUGGCAAACGACUACAAUACCACCAGCUUUUCUCCGGAUAAUGAAGAUGAGGGCCAAUGGGCUUCAGUGUCAGGCAGCAACAGGCCCGGCGAAGCCUCGUCUAAUUAUCAGUCUGAAAUCCAAAUCGAAUCUUCCGCCAUGUCAAAGCAGAGUAUUUUCCACCAUCAGCAAUUUGAUCUUCAGGACCAUGAGGACGGUGACGACUACAUGGACCCGAACGACGACGGUCAGUCGUACGCGAAGCCCAAUCACCCGCUGUAUUCCAACAUGCUGCCCUCGCAACCGGAGAAUGUCUACCGCAAAACUAGCGAAGUCGCAGAAGAGGGCGACAGCGAUGAGAGCGACGAGGAAAUGAUAGUCGUGGAGGGGACCCCAGGCUUUGAUGAGAGUACCGAACUUGACCAGAGCGGAACCGAGUAUGCUUUGUGUCGAACAUCAAGCAAAGACGAGAAAAUGUGGACUUCACCUGAACAGCACUCGACAAGAAUAAUUGGUAUGAACAACAACAUGUUCAAUAGAUCAAAGGACCUGCAUAAAGAUGAGUAG